Seriola aureovittata is the source of this 944-nucleotide messenger RNA. Its product is annotated as cell death-inducing p53-target protein 1 homolog. NCBI's taxonomy places the organism in Eukaryota, Metazoa, Chordata, Actinopteri, Carangiformes, Carangidae. Gene Ontology annotation, molecular function: zinc ion binding. The transcript is spliced from 6 exons. The coding region runs from base 239 to 673 and encodes 144 amino acids. The record is from RefSeq and is a predicted model, not a curated record.
GUUAUGAGGCAUUAUGUUAGGUCAACAAAGAACACUUGUUCUUAGCUAUAUCCCACAGUGGUCAUUAUUAUAAAUUUAAACAAACACUGUAGUGCUACUCUGUUUCUUCUGAAGUGGGAGGAGAGAAGAGGAGGGGCAUCAUCAAGUUGUAUAACUUCUUCAUACGAGAGGAAAUGCAGAUGGCACCUCCCGGAGAGAUCUUUCUGUUGAUGGAAAAUCACAGUCAGGAUUUCUGAAGAUGGAAAAAGGAUACCCACCACAGGAAUCUGCGCCACCUUACCCUGGACCACCUAUGAACUAUGGCCCAGGACCUCAGCCAGAGAUGUACCCUCAGCCGGGCUACUUACCUGCAGCAGCUCCACCUGCUGGAUACCACGGAGGUGCUCCUUUUGCUCCAGUCCCGGUUGCACCUGUCACACAAGUAACUCACAUGGUUGUAACACCUGCACUGCAGGAUGUCCCAGGACAAACUGUGUGUCCUCACUGCCAACAGACUGUGAUCACCAAGACAGGGCACACAGCGGGCCUGAUGACGUGGGCCAUUUGUGCCGGCCUCACUCUAUUUGGGUGUUUUCUUUGCUGUUGUAUCCCAUUCUGCAUUGAUUCCUGUCAAGAUGUGGAGCAUCACUGUCCGUCCUGCCACAGAGUAAUUUACGUAUACAAACGAAUGUGAAACUAUCCUGACUGUGAAUUGGGGAGAGGAACGCAGUGCUUACUUUCUUGCUCUGCAACAUUGAUUCAAAACUAAUCAAAAAUAUAAACGUAUAUUGACAGCAGCUGCUACUCUUUCCUACUUACGUAAUAUGAAUUGCAAUGAUAUAUAUGAUGAGGCCUCAUAUUGUGGGAAGUUAUAUUUAGCAAACAGUGGAACAUUUAUUAGGAAGGAAUAUAAACCAAACAAUAUGCCAAUAAAAGUUGCUCUUAUUUGUCCAGUGGUGAAUCCA